Messenger RNA from Indicator indicator, 1818 nucleotides. Its product is annotated as inositol 1,4,5-trisphosphate receptor-interacting protein-like 1. The record is from RefSeq and is a predicted model, not a curated record. Lineage: Eukaryota; Metazoa; Chordata; Aves; Piciformes; Indicatoridae. The transcript has 2 exons. Bases 1 to 1818 code for a protein of 605 amino acids. Gene Ontology annotation, cellular component: membrane.
AUGGUGGCUUUGCACUUUGUAGGGGUCAGGGCUUUGGCUGUCUUGGGUGGCUGUGAGUCACUGAACUGGGCUGAGGCUGAAGUGGGCCAGUGGGCGUGGCCAGUGGGUGUGGCCAGUGGGCAUGGCCAGUGGGCAUGGCAACUCCACCUCGCAUUAUUUGUGACAUCACAGUGGGAGGCAGCUAUAAAUGCAGCAGUGGGCGGCAGUGCCCCAGUAGAGCUUCGGCUAAUGGCCAUGGCUGCUACAAAGUUCCUCGCUUUGCUUCUGCAAGGCCUAAUCCUGUUCUCAGCGAAGGUUCAUGAGAAGCUGGAUGAGGCCACAUGGAAGCGCAUGGAGGAGCACGAUAAGGAGAUGAACCAGGAGAUGACUCGUCUGAUGGAGGAGAUGGACAGGAGAAGCCGACCUCAGUGGAACCUGGUGCCCAUGGGCCUGCAGCAGAUGGCUCAUGAGCAGAGCAUAAUGACCUGGGGAGCUGUGUUCUUUGCUGCCAUUGCUGGAGUCCUCGUCCUCCUGUUUUGGCUCUGCUUGUGGCUCAGGAAAAGACACUGUGAGGAAGACUCAGUCCACAGGAUGUAUGAGAUCUCAGACAUCAGCACAGAUGAGGAGGAUGAGGAAGAAAGCAUUAGAGAAGGUCUGAAAGCGGAGAAGCAAUUCGACAGGAUUUUUGUCGAAUGCAUCCCGUGGCCUCUGCAGAAAACGAUCUCCAGUAGCCAGGUGGUGAAGGAGCUGGUGGAUAACCUGCUGCAGGUCUUGCGACUGCGCCUGUCAAAUACUUUCUUGCCAGUGUUGCAGGAGGCCAUUGGUGUGGGCAGUGCCUUUGAAGGAUGGAGUCCCUGUGAGGCUGAUGAUGUUAUCUAUCACCUGCUUCUGCCUCUGAAGCCCCCCAGUGGGCACAGGUUCUGCCUGGAGCCCCUGGGCAGCAGGUCACAGAUGCCAGCCAAGGACUUCCACAUCCGUGUGGAGCUGGAGUGCAGCUGUGGGGGAGAGAACAUGCUAUGCUUCCUCCACCAUACUGUGAAUCAGAUGCCUAAUCUCCUAGAUGUCCUCUGCACCAACUCGUACCUUGAUGUGGCUAAACUUACCCGCUGGUUCCAGGGUUUGAUGAAGAAAGCCUGGGAAACAUUGCAUCAGGCACGUCACUACAAGAUGAAGGUGCUGCCCCACAGCCAGAGCUCCUGCCUGCUGCAGCUGACAGGAGACUCCGGGAGCACCUUCAUUCUUGAGAUUGUGUUUGGGGUGCCGCAAGGUGACUCAGACAUCUUCCUCACCAGCCAGACUGCAGGGGAUACUGACACCCCAAGCAUAAUAUGGACAGAGAACUACCUUGUGGCAGAGGUGAAGUUCUUUAGCCAUAUGGCCAAACAGGUCCCAUGUGGUAGGUUCCACCUCAAAUGCCUACAUCUCUGCACCUCCAUCCUGAAGGGCACAGACAUUUCCCCCUAUAUCAUCAAGACAAUUGUCAUGCACCUCCUCAACACCACACCUGUGUCAGGCUGGUGCAGACGGAACUGCAUCGUGCGGCUGGCAGAUAUCAUGAAGCACCUGCACUGCUGCCUGAAGAAUAAAACACUCAACAGCUUCUUCUUUGGCAAUGCAAAGAUGCCCAGGGAGAUCAUCUUGCCUCCAGAAUUCCAAACAUCCAAGCCACACAACCUCUUGCAGCAUCUGGUGCAGAAUCCAGCUGCCCACACCGAGGCAUUGAGACAGUUUGAGGAGAUUCAGGAGGAGCUUGUGAAUGGACUGUGCUAUGGGGCCUUAAAGAGACAGUCAUGCAGACAGCUGUGCCUCCAGAGGUGUGUGCCACCACCUGGACACUGA